AUGGAUCGAAAGGAGAGCGCGUGCACUGCUUUGCGUCGUUGCGCAGACGGUGACCGCUUGCAAUGGGAGGAUCUCCAUGAAGCAGAGCUGAAGGUCUUUGUUUGGUUGGAGUUCAGCCUCCACGUCCCCGCAACCGAGGUCAUGCCUCACCUGCACCGGAUUGUCAAGGACCUGGGGAUGCCUUGGCAGGAAAUCGGCGAAGCAGGAUGCCUGCCCAGGUCCUCUGACGAGGAUGUAGAUGCGUCGUUGCGGGACUAUGGCUCAUCCUUCUAUUGA
Messenger RNA from Symbiodinium pilosum, 276 nucleotides. The record is from the annotation of a GenBank genome assembly. NCBI's taxonomy places the organism in Eukaryota, Dinophyceae, Suessiales, Symbiodiniaceae.